This is a messenger RNA of Camelina sativa (false flax), 1182 nucleotides long. Lineage: Eukaryota; Viridiplantae; Streptophyta; Magnoliopsida; Brassicales; Brassicaceae. The record is from RefSeq and is a predicted model, not a curated record.
AUGGCAAUUCAACUCCUUGAAAAGACCAAUGAGACUUGGAAAAAGCUUGGAGAGGUCAUGAGUUUGGAAGAGAAUGGUCCUUGGUAUGCUGAUUUUGUUAACUAUCUUGCUUGUGGAAUAGAGCCACCAAAUCUGGUUGGUUAUGAUAGGAAAAAGUUCUUCAGGGACAUCAACAACUACUAUUGGGAUGCACCUUACCUCUAUACUCUUUGUAAGGACAAGAUUUAUAGAAGAUGUGUUUCCAAAGAAGAGAUAGAAGGUUUAGUAGAAAUUUGUCAUGGAGCAGCCUAUGGAGGUCAUUUUGCUACAUUCAAGACAGUCACAAAGAUUCUUCAAGCUGGUUUGUGGUGGCCAACUAUGUUCAAGGACACUCAAGAGAUCAUCUCCAAGUGUGAUUCAUGUCAGAGAAAAGGCAACAUCAGCAGGAGAAAUGAAAUGCCACAAACUCCUACUUUAGAAGUUGAAGUGUUUGAUGUAUGGGGAAAACACUUUGUUAACAAGGUCUUUGAGAGUCUUCUUAAGAAACAUGGAGUGAAGCAUAAAGUUGCUACACCUUACCAUCCCCAAACUAGUGGUCAGGUUGAAAUUUCAAACAGGGAAAUGAAGUCAAUUCUUGAGAAAACAGUUGGUAUCACAAGGAAAGAUUGGGCAAAGAAGUUGGAUGAUGCUCUAUGGGCAUAUAGAACUGCCUACAAGAUACCAAUUGGAACCACUCCAUUCAACCUUCUCUAUGGAAAAUCUUGUCAUUUGCCAGUUGAGUUAGAGUAUAAGGCAAUGUGGGCAGUCAAGCUUCUUAACUUUGAUAUCAAGAAUGCUCAUGAGAAACGCUUGGUACAAUUGAAUGAGUUACAGGAAAUCCGCCUUGAAGCUUAUGAGAGUUCAAAGAUCUACAAGGAGAGGACAAAAGCAUUCCAUGACAAGAGAAUUCUUCCAAGGGUUUUCAAAGAAGGAGAUUUGGUGUUGCUGUUCAAUUCCCGCUUGAAGCUAUUCCCCGGAAAGCUCAAGUCCCGCUGGUCAGGACCAUUCAAGAUCAAGGAGGUUAGACCUUAUGGAGCCUUGGUGUUGCUGAACAAGGCUGGAAAAGAGUUUGUGGUUAAUGGACAGAGGUUGAAGCACUACUUAGCCAAUGACUUCAUUGAGGAGGGAACAACUGUUUCUCUCUCAGAACCUCAAGACACCUAA